Exserohilum turcica Et28A is the source of this 1395-nucleotide messenger RNA. RefSeq lists its product as uncharacterized. The coding region runs from base 1 to 1395 and encodes 464 amino acids. NCBI's taxonomy places the organism in Eukaryota, Fungi, Ascomycota, Dothideomycetes, Pleosporales, Pleosporaceae. Gene Ontology annotation, molecular function: coenzyme A diphosphatase activity. The record is from RefSeq and is a predicted model, not a curated record. The transcript has 2 exons.
AUGACGGCGCUUUCCAAUACCGAGGACCUCGCCAGCCACCUCCAGUCUGUGCUGCUGGACCUCAACGCCAACCCCUACCCAGACGUCGCGUGUCCACCAAAUCUCCCGAAACGCGCUUCGGUAGCUCUGAUCCUGCGCAUACAGCCCAACUACUCGCACUGGCCCGACAGCUCAGACAGUCCCCUGCCGGCACGGCGCAGACGCUCCUCGGCGGUGAAGCCCAAGGAUGAGUUUGACUUUGAGUCCUCGCUGCGCGCCUUCUUCGGACAGGAAUGGGUCAAGCAUGGCGACCCGGAGCUGCUGUUCAUAAAGCGGGCUACACGAAUUGGCGACAAAUGGAACGGACACGUCGCGCUGCCUGGUGGGAAGCGAGACCCCGAGGAUAGCGACGAUCAAGUGACAGCUGCGCGAGAAGCGCUGGAAGAAGUCGGCAUCGAUCUGGGCCCUGAGCAUGCCAUUGCUGUUGGCAACCUUCCCCAGCGCAUCGUCACGACAAGCUGGGGCAAAGUACCACUCAUGGUACUGUGUCCGUACAUCUACCUCCUGACGUCUCCUUUCUACCCGUCGCAACGCCUGCAGCCCACCGAGGUGGCCUCGUCACAUUGGGUUCCGCUUCGCGCGCUCCUCUCGCCUGCGCUGCGUACGCACGAAUACGCCGAUGUCUCUGCACGUCUGGCAAAGUCGGAGCUGGGCAUCAAGCGCUGGUUCCUGCAGGCGAUGCUGAGCAAGAUGAUGUUUGCGGCCAUCCAACUCGUGCCAGCAAACUCGACACACUGCGCAACCAUUCCAGACUUCAUACCCAUUGACGAGGCACAGGGUGUAUGGAGCAAUAUCAGAGAUGCACUGGCAGGCCCUGGGUCGAGAUGCAAGGACCGGAGGCCACCGCUGCUGCUAUGGGGCUUGACGCUUGGUGUUGUGAGCGACUUUCUCGAGCACAUGCCUCCUCACAAUGCACUGGAGCUAUGGACGUAUCCUACUUUUACCAGCUGGGACGUGCGAUUCAUCCUGUGGGCCAUGUCUUACCGCUUCCGGAAACAAAAGUCUUUGGAAAUGAGCACAGCGACAUCGAGCGGUUCGACAACGACUAGCAACGACACGACGGAACUACCCAUACAGGAUUUCCCGGGAAUAGGCAGCGAAGCGGUUGGGUCGUUGGAAGAGAAGCCAGGCGAGGUGGGCAUAGCUGGACUGGGGGUUGGCAGGGGGUGGGGACAGAGUGGAAAGGCCAAGAUGAUGGCCAGAGGGGCGGCUGUCAACUCGAUGCUUGAGGGAUACUACCCGUGCAUACGACAGGCGGUGACUACGGCACUGGUUGGCAGGAUAUGUGUUGCAGGCCUCGCCGUCUUUUUGACGUGGAGAAAGCUGGGUGUGGGUGCUGGAUGGGUGUAUGGAUAA